This is a messenger RNA of Acanthamoeba castellanii str. Neff, 1044 nucleotides long. RefSeq lists its product as uncharacterized. The record is from RefSeq and is a predicted model, not a curated record. Bases 1 to 1044 code for a protein of 347 amino acids. The transcript has 8 exons. Lineage: Eukaryota; Discosea; Longamoebia; Acanthamoebidae.
AUGCACAUGAGGGCGAGCGCCAAGCACAGACUGGCGGCCAUGGACGCGUGCGUGCGGUGGGGCGGCCGCUUCUGUGUGGCGUUCGUGUGGGCCUUCUGCGCGGUGGGCUACUGGUCCGUGUGGCACUACGUGUUCAUCCCCUACAUGAUGUACACCGCCCAUGACCCGUUCCACAUCUUCAUCCUCCUCGUGUUCCACGCGCUCGUCAUCCUCUGCCUCUACUCCUACUACUGCGCCAUCCGCACCGACCCCGGCUUCGUUCUCCCCGGCUACCUGCCGCCGGAGAUGGAGGAGGGACGGCUGCACUCGGUGGCGGAGCGCGAUGACGAGCAGGCCGCGAGCGGUGACGAGCAGUCCGACGACGGCGGCGCCCGCGGCGACGGUGACGUGGAAAUGAAGCUGCUGCGCGGCAGCGGCGGUGCUCGCGGGCCGUCGAAGGGCAAGGAGCGCAUACGCGAUCGCGAUGACGAUGGCUCGGCCAGCGACUCCGAUGCCGAUUCCUCAUCGUCCGACAGCGACAGCGAGGGGGAGAAGGAGGAAGGUAGCGACCCCGAUCAGAAGCAAAAGAAGCCGAAGAACAGGAAGAAGGACAUCGAGUAUUUUUUCCUGUUCCUCUUCUACGGCGCUGGCGUCGGCGCGAUGUUCCUCACGCUCUUCAGCUUCUGCAUCUACGACCUGUUCAAACACAGCGACAAGUAUACGUCGGAGCAGUUAUGGAUCAACGGCGUCACCGUCGGCAUGAUCGUUUGGGUGGCGGCCGCCUUCACCAUUAAUCUCACGGCGAUGGGUUUCCACACGUUAAAUCUCAUCAUCACCAACGCGACGACGAUCGAGAAGAUGGCCCUCCGCGCGCGGCUUUGGCGACGAGGCCGGCCAAGCAACGGCAAGAAACUGAGACACAAGUACGACUUGGGUCCGCAAGCCAACCUGAGGCAGGUGAUGGGCUCGUCGCCGCUGCAGUGGUUCUUCCCCACCCCGCCCGAGACCGACGGCUACUACAGCCUCACCUACCCGAACCUCAACAACCAAUUCGAGCUCUGGUGA